AUGAGUUUAUUGAAUAUCGCUAAACAUCUUGUUUAUUUAACUCAAACUGAAUAUGGAUAUGAAUAUUCUGCUAUUACUACUGAUGAAAUUAGUGCUUCCAAGCAGUUGUUCGAGGCUCUGACGUCAUUCAAAGAUAGCUAUUUCAGUGAGAUUCAUACUUAUGAUACUCUCGAAUUAGCUGAUGAAUAUGAUGAAUUAACGGAUGAUGAAGAAACCGAUGAUAAAUAUAAAGAAAUAACCGAUCAAGAAGAAGAUAGUGAUAGUGAAGCUGAUGAUUAUAAUAAGAAUGAACACUAUGAUAUAAAAAAUCGUUUUACGUUAGAAGAAAUGGAAAAUAUAAUCGAACGGGUUGAUGAAUAUCCAAAUGCUAGAUUUACAACUAUUUCUCAUCGAUUUCGGAAAAUCAAAUCCAUGAAAACAAUUGAAAAAGAAGCUGUUCAUGAUGAUGAUUUAGAACUUUAUGCAAUUCAAAAAGCAAGAGAAUUAGAUUGGGAUACAUUCAAGGCAAGCAAAUCCUUUAUCAAUACUUUUAAAAAAGAAAAUGGUAUAUCAUCGCGACAGUACAAUAAACUCAUUACUCGAAUUAGAUCGAAUAGAAAAGUCUGCAGCUUAAAUGGUAAUUAA
Molecule: messenger RNA, 624 nt
Organism: Rotaria sordida
Lineage: Eukaryota; Metazoa; Rotifera; Eurotatoria; Philodinida; Philodinidae
Source: the annotation of a GenBank genome assembly